CGUAUGCUGCCCAAAAAUAAGCGCUUCCAAGAUAUUGGUGGCACGCCACAGUUCAAGGUGGCCAACCAAACGUUGGUGGCCAGAAAGAAAAAGACCGUCUCUGUUUUGCUCUCUUUGCUGGCUGCUAUCCACAUUGGGGUCUCGAAUUCACCUUGGAUUUCGUAGCGUAGAACAAAGGCUCCGUCCGUCCGUCAAGCAUCCUCUGUCGCAGGUGAAUUGGCUCUAAAUGUCUCCGCCUGUUCCGCUGGAUUCCGGCUACCAGAUAAGGCGGCGUGGCAUGUUGAAAUUUAUUUGAUCUCCUCUCUGUUGUCUGUUGUACUGGCUUAACAUGAAGUUUCCAACGCAGGAUGAUCUAAUAGCUGUUAGUUCUUGGUAGCAUCGAUCACAUCAAGAAGGAUUCAAAGGAAAAAAGUGCAAUUGAAAUAAAGUUUCACCACACGAAACCUAAGCGAGAAGCCGAUGGCAAGCACUGAUGAUCCGAAGAACGAGCCGUCGUCCCCUUGGUCCAUUUUUAAUUGGAAUAACAAAGCAGAGCCGGAGGUCGAGCAACCCAGAAUGAGAAGCACCCAAGAGAUCCUUACAAAAUAUAAAUUCAACGGGGAUGCUGCCGCGGCAGCGGCGCACGCGAAGGAUAAGCUCAUGGAGCGGCAGGAGAAACUCGCGAAAAUGGUCGAAGAAUCUGCAGAGUUUGAGAGCGAGGCGGAAAACUUUGCCACCCUCGGCCAGCAGGUCAGGAAAUCCCUGGAGACCAAGAGAUGGUGGUGGCCAUCGUGAUUCAUAAACCAAUCGUCCGGUCAUCAAGCGAUGUGAUGUGAUGUAGUGUAAAAAACGCUUCUUAUAUUAUGGGACGGAGGGAGUAAUACCAAUGCGUUUAGCGUGCCUGGCUGCUGCACUGGUCUGCGCAUGCUAAAUGAAACGAGAGCAAGACGUUGCCUUUUAGCAACAAGUGGGAAUGAUUGUGGACGGAUA
This is a messenger RNA of Triticum dicoccoides, 969 nucleotides long. RefSeq lists its product as uncharacterized. Bases 460 to 774 code for a protein of 104 amino acids. The record is from RefSeq and is a predicted model, not a curated record. The transcript has 4 exons. NCBI's taxonomy places the organism in Eukaryota, Viridiplantae, Streptophyta, Magnoliopsida, Poales, Poaceae.